Messenger RNA from Hylaeus anthracinus, 882 nucleotides. RefSeq names its product venom protease-like. Gene Ontology annotation, molecular function: serine-type endopeptidase activity. The record is from RefSeq and is a predicted model, not a curated record. The transcript has 5 exons. Lineage: Eukaryota; Metazoa; Arthropoda; Insecta; Hymenoptera; Colletidae. The coding region runs from base 1 to 882 and encodes 293 amino acids. Gene Ontology annotation, biological process: proteolysis.
AUGAGUAAUUUAGAUAACAGACUGAAAAUAUUUAAUGCAGGUCCUGCGAGUCCUCCGAUAGCUGGUAAAGAGGCGUUAGAGAGUGCGUACGGACCCUUACAUCCUCCAAAUUGUGGCGCGAGCAAGAUCCUCGACCUACUUGGGAUAGUUAAUGGCGAACCAGCCAAGCUGGGCGCCUGGCCGUGGAUCGCCGCGUUGGGUUAUCGCAACGCCUCGAAUCCUCUGAAACCGAAAUUCCUGUGCGGUGGUACCCUGAUAUCGCGAAGGCACAUCCUGACAGCCGCGCACUGCGUCACGGACCCGGACCUGUACAUGGUUCGCAUCGGAGACUUGGAUUUGGAGAGCGACCAGGACGGGGCCUUCCCUGUCGAGUUGGAGAUCGAACAGAAGAUCGUGCAUCCCGAGUACGACAGUAAGAGACAAUCGAACGACAUCGCCGUCCUGAAGCUGAUGAAAGAUGUAAUUCUCACGGACUACAUUCAGCCCAUCUGUCUCCCAGUGGACGACCCUCUCAGACGCGACGACUUCUACGCGAAAAAUGCUUACCUUGCUGGCUGGGGAGCCACCUCGUUCCACGGACCAGCGAGCAGCAUUCUCCUGCAAACGCAGGUACCCGUGGUCAGUAUCGCCGAUUGCAAGUCAGCCUACUCCGGAGACCCGAAUCGAUUGAUCAACAACCGCACGAUAUGCGCUGGGCUCCAGCUGGGAGGAAAAGACGCUUGCGACGGUGACAGAGGAGGUCCUUUGAUGUUAGUCCAUGACAAAUCCGUCUACCUGAUCGGUGUCGAUUCCUUCGGCUACAAAUGCGCCGAACCUGGAUUCCCAACUGUCUACUCGAGAGUCACCGAGUACCUUGACUUCAUUCUUCCUCUAAUGGGUUAA